GGAACAGACAGUUCUGGUAGCUCUCUCCUGCAGAGCCUUGUAAGCAACAGAUCUCAUCAGAACCAGGUCUCAGAAAUUGUUGAGAAGCUUCCUGCAGCCUGAAAUGACAGAGAACACUGUAAAAAGGACACCCCUAUUUUAUGCCUAAAGAAUAUUGCUUAAUAGGUAUUAAUCUGAAGAAAUAUAUUGUACGGUAAGGCUUUUGACAGAAUACCAACCUUCUGAACACCCAGAGAGCAUUUAAUUUUUGUCUAAUCACAAGAACCUAAUGUCACUGCACAUGCUACAAUGGAAACUCUAAGACAAAUACAAAGCUUUGGCAUCUGUGUUACCCGUACGUAUCCCGUAGUAUCUGGUGUGGUGUUCACCGCUCUCCUAGUUUCUUGCUGCUCAUCUCUGACCAUAAGAGCUCGUCCACUUGUUCCUAAUUCACCUUUUGUUUCUAUCUGGAAUGCUCCUACAGAACUUUGUACUGAAAGGACUGGAGUGCAGGUGGACAUGAAUUUUUUUCCUCUCAUUGGAAGCACACUGAAGACAUCCAUUGGGCAAAACAUCACACUCUUCUAUCCAGACAGGCUUGGCUACUACCCUUACAAAAAUGAAGUCACAGGAGAGGCAUUCAAUGGAGGACUUCCUCAACUCUCACUGCUGGAGAAUCAUUUAAGAAAAGCCAAAGAGGACAUCCAGUUCUACAUUCCUUCAGAUGAACAGCUUGGAUUGGCUGUGAUUGACUGGGAAAACUGGAGACCCGUGUGGAUAAGGAACUGGGGAUCAAAAGACAUUUAUAGACAGGAAUCCAUUGAACUGGUUCAGCAGAGAGACCUCAGUCUAUCUGAGGCCGAAGCCAGAACUAUAGCUAAAAUGGAAUUUGAAGCUGCAGCAAAAUCCUUCAUGUUGGAAACUUUGAAGCUGGGCAUAGAAAUGAAGCCAAAUCGUCUGUGGGGAUAUUACCUUUAUCCAGACUGUUAUAACUAUGAUUACAAACAAAACCCACAUAAUUAUACAGGAGCCUGUUUAGAUAUUGAAAUAGAAAGAAAUAAUGAGCUUAAUUGGUUAUGGAAGAAAAGUACAGCACUUUAUCCAUCUGUCUAUCUAGAGACAGCUUUAAGAUCCUCCAGAAAUGCCCAGCUUUUUGUUCGCAACAGAGUUCAAGAAGCCAUUAGAACUUCCUAUGUCUCUAAUUCCACUCAUCCCCUUCCAGUUUUUGUAUAUACACGUCCAGUAUUCACAGAUGUCUAUGAAGAAUAUCUCUCUGAGGAUGACCUGGUAAAUACCAUUGGAGAAUCUGCUGCACUGGGUGCUUCUGGAGUUGUGAUCUGGGGUGAUAUGAAUUUAACACAAAAUAAGAAUACCUGCAGAAUUCUGGACAACUACCUCAGAAGGACUUUGACCCCAUACCUCAUCAACGUCACAAUGGCAGCCAGAAUCUGUAGCCAAGUGUUAUGCCAAGACUCUGGUGCUUGUGCACGGAAAGAAUGGAAUUCCAGUGACUAUCUUCACUUGAACCCUGAGAAUAUUGUAAUUCAAAUGACAAAGGAUGGGAAAUACAGUCUGCAAGGGCAACCAUCAUUUCAGGAUCUGCAAACAUUGAUAGAAAAAUUUGAUUGCCAGUGUUAUGCAGGGCACAGCUGUGAACCUAGAGCUGAUAUCAAUGACAUCCAUUACCUCCAUGCUUGCAUUUCAGAAGAUACUUGCAUUCAGAUAUCCCCAAAUUCCUUUUCUAACAUAGAAGCCUCUGAAGAAAAGAUCCUGUCUAACAGAACUGCAUUUUCAUUUGCCUCUGAGAGUAAGGUGACAUUAUCUACACAUCCUGAAAUAGAAGAUUUCCAAUCUACCUUUGGAAAUAAUACACUUAAUAUAACAACUGCAGAAUAUAACACUGUCACAGCUGCCAGUAGAUAUGAUUUAGAAGCAAAUGAUACUCGUACUUUCAGUAGCUCUUCAUCCUAUAAGAUAAAGAUGUUUAAUCUGUUUUGCUUAAUUGUACUUUUGAGAACCUUAAUACAAAUGACCCAUGACAGUGAGAAUAUUCUUUUCCCUGGCUAUGUUUGAAAUUCUAAAGGUUUUAUUUACAAAACAAACAAACAAUUUCCUAAAGGCUUAUGGUCUUAUCUGUAUCAGGUAACUUUUCAUAAUUCAUAGAUGACACUUCAGCUUGAAUGUAUUUCUUCAGUUUAGUUCUAUAAACUACUAUUUGUGCCAAAGACAUACUGGUCUGUUAUACUGACUAUACUAUAUGAGAGGAUAAUCCAGAAUACAAAACAUUUUCUACAGUUUACAUUUUUUACUGUUAUAUUUAAAAAAAAAAUUGUGACAAUGCUGUUUUGUGUACUUCCAGUCAAGACAGUUAAAUAUAUAAUACAUAAAAUAAUUCAUCAGGUUUGAUGCUCUAUGCAAGAAUUAAUUUCAUUCCAUAUGAAUGGAAUUAGCUCUUAAAAAUAUUUGGUUUAACUUUAGAUCUGUGGGACUUUGUAGCAUAAAAUUUAUCUUAUGUAAUAUUUCUCCACUUUUCACAAUAUCUAUAGGGACACUGUUGUUUUUCUUGUAAUUAAAUAUAUUUCUAAUUCUUCAAAAGGUUCUAACUUUAAUGUAAUUGUUGACUUCAAAUAUUACAGCUUCAUUAGUUAAAAUUUGAGCUGUAAUGGUUUAUCCUUUCUUCUCAUGAACUCUCCCCCUUAUUUCAGAUGUCCCUUCCUUGGCUUCCAGUUGUUUUAUCUGGCCAAUGCUGACAACUCAUCUGCUCUGCUUCUGCACUCCCUGCCAGCACUGGUCACUAGUCCCAGUUUCCCCAUCCAGCCAUCCCUAGCAAUUGGAUAGGGCUGUAUUUGGACAAAAGUCUGUGAACAUGGGACUUUAUGCUUCAUUAUUUCCUGAGGAUAUUUUCUUUGGUGGAAACCAACUUGCUCCUCAGGAAAACCCAGCAGUGGAGGCAGCAAGAUGAGUGACUCUGAGGACCUGGGACUCCCUUUAUUCACUUCCCAUGGUUCUCAAUCUCAGAACCACCUUUUUUGAUCCAGUCUGCUGACAGAACUGAGAGUAUUAAUACUAUUAAUACUUAAUACUAUUCCAUUGCCAAAAGCAGUGUGAAAGUAGCAGAGAUACCUCAGAAGAAAAGUACUCCCAAUAUCAUAUCAGGAAUCUGGUUAUAAUUUACAUAUAGUCAGUUUAAGCAUUUAGAAGCAAUUAACAGCAGUUUAUUUGAUAAAAUAACCUUUUCAAAUUAUUAUGUCAGGUGCUCAAUAGACAGUUUGACUUCUGAUGAGUGAAGAGUGGCUGCUGGCAUGGAUACAUUAAAAAAUCUCCCUUGAGCUAGGCAUGAUCUGCAUAAAUAAUUCACCCCCUUGCACAGAUAGAGCCUGCCUCACUAGUGAAAAUAACAAGGAUUUCAUAGUAGCCAUUUGUUUAUAAAAAGUUCAUUCCUUAAUCCAGCAGAAAACACAAAUUAUAUUCAUUCUCUUUGAAUUUUCAGGUUGUUGGUCAUAACAGAGGCGCAGAAAAAUAGAUGAAGCCUUUAGACUUAACAUGGAGAAAUAGUGUUUUAUGGCUUUUGAACAGCAAGUUAUCAAGAGGAUGUGACAAUUUUCUCAUCCCAGUUACGGUGAUAAGUCCACGAGUCAAAGCUAUUUCUGCCAUUAAUGUUUCAAGUGGAAUCACAAAUAUAAAUAUAUAUAUAUGUAACAGACUGCUCAGCAGAAAAGAAUCCAGCUGGUUUUGAUCACCUUUGUCAAAACAUGCUUUUUCACUGGAAACAUGACUGGUAAUAUCUUAGCAAAACUUUCAUGACUUAUAUGAAGUUUGAUUUUUUUCAGAAUGCCUUAACAUGGCCAAGAUUUUAUGCUGGCACACAGAGUUCUAGUUUAAAGGCUGUGUAAUUUUGUUAAAUGUCUGGCAAAGCUUCCUGAGGUCAGGCUUGUUUCUAACCAGAGCUCUGAAAGACACUGGAUCUAUAGCACUUUGUGCUAAGACCACUUGCAGGUUCGCAAAAUCUACAAGUCUUGCCGUAAAUAUUUUCACUAUCAGCCAAGUAAUAGCAAGCAAAACACUUGUGAUGGAGAAAGCAGGAAAUCACCAGAAAAGAAAGAAUGAGAAGUUAAAAUCACAGAAGAGAUGAAACAGAGCACCCAGGACCACCUAGUGGACGCAGAGGAAGUUAACUGCAAAAGCGAGAGUGAAGCUGUGGAGAUAGACCAGUCUCUUCCCAUUCAACAGUUUUUAUCUACCAAGUAAUUAAUGUUAAAAACCUUUCCCCAAGGCUCACUGUAAAGAUAACAGAACACAAUAACUGAUAUGUUAGACCUAUACAUCUGAUCCCAUCUCUUUUUUUUUUUUGAGAGUAGCCAGGACCAGAAAAGUUAAAGGAAGGUGAGAGGAAAGCAGACUAUUGCAAUAAACUGUGUCUUCCUAAGAUGGAUUUAUAAGUAGCUAUAUAUCUUGUGCUCUGAUGCAUACUUUACCAACCCCCUUUUAAAUGUUCAUUCAGGAUUGUUUUUGUUACCUACACGUAUCUGCAAUUCAUACUUGAAAUCUUACAAACUUCAGGAAUUAGGUCUGAUAUGUGUUAAAUUACAACAUUUUCCAAAUAUAUUAUUUUCUUCUGUAUUACAUUUGUCUUACCUAUACUCUAUGAUUAAGAGUCACCUUGGAAUCAAUGAGUCUCCAUGGAGUAAAAGCAGAACAGAAGGAAAGGGGUGCUAUGCCUUGCAUUGCUGGUGACCAUCUUAUGUUCAAAGCCAAACUUGUAUUCUCCUAAAGUGGACCCCCUUCCAAAAAUAUUUCCUUCCCUUCACUGUAUUUCCUGUAAUCAUUAGUUAGCCUUACAAUUUUAAUUUCUUAUGUUCUUGUAUUUUUCAAAAGAUUAAAUUCUAGAGGAACAGUUCA
Messenger RNA from Pseudopipra pipra, 4878 nucleotides. RefSeq names its product sperm adhesion molecule 1 (gene SPAM1). Gene Ontology annotation, cellular component: acrosomal vesicle. The coding region runs from base 289 to 2052 and encodes 587 amino acids. Gene Ontology annotation, molecular function: hyalurononglucosaminidase activity. Gene Ontology annotation, biological process: hyaluronan catabolic process; carbohydrate metabolic process; fusion of sperm to egg plasma membrane involved in single fertilization. The record is from RefSeq and is a predicted model, not a curated record. Lineage: Eukaryota; Metazoa; Chordata; Aves; Passeriformes; Pipridae. The transcript has 4 exons.